AUGAGCAUUAUUUGUUUAUUCAUAUUAGUACUUAUCUUGCCAAGUACUAAACAAUUUGAUCUAGAAACUUGUCGAUCUCCGUUAGGAAUCGAAACAGGUAAAAUAUUAGAUUCAGCUUUUUCAUCAAGUAGUCAUACUGGAAUAAAUUCAACAGCAUCACAAGCAAGAAUUCGAAGUGAAAAUAAUGGAUGGUGUCCGUUAAAUAAAAUUUCAACAACAACAUAUGAAUAUAUACAAAUUGAUUUAGUCAAUGUAACCGUUAUUACACUUAUUGAACUUCAAGGAAAAUUUAGUCAACAACCAAAUGAACAAUAUGCUGAUUCAUUUCGUAUUGAAUAUCGUCGUGAAAAUGAACAAAAAUGGAUUAAAUAUAAAGAUUUUUCAGGGCAAUAUAUUUUAAGUGGAAAUGCAAAUAGUCAUAUACCAACUAUACGUGAUAUUUUACCAUCAUUAAUUGCUAAACAAAUACGAAUUAUACCGAUCGUAACUACACUAAAACCUAAAUAUAUUUGUAUGCGUUUAGAACUUUAUGGAUGUUCGUAUGGAGAUGGUCCUAUGUCUUAUUCAAUGCCACAAGGUGAUAAACGUAGUUAUGGCGUAGAAUUUGUUGACGAAACAUAUGAUGGAUAUUAUGAAAAUGGAACAUUAAAAGGUGGUCUUGGUCAAUUAACUGAUGGAAUUAUAGGUGGUGAUGAUUAUCGUUUAACAGAUAAUUUUCAUGGUAUUGGUAAAGUUGGUCAUGAUUGGAUAGGUUGGAAACGAAAAUUAUCUUUACCAUCAAAUAUAAAUCUUUAUUUUAAUUUUAAUAUAAUAAAAAAUUUUACUUCAAUUCAUAUACAUGCAUCAAAUUUAUUUCUACGUGAGAUAUAUCUUUUUAAUUCAAUUAUGAUAACAAAUUGUGACGAUAAAAUUCUUCGUAAAACAUUUUUAAUUAUACCUGAUGAUUCAAUAAAUCCACAUGCAAGAUUUAUUAAUAUUUCAUUAGUUUCUGGUUAUGGUAUAAUAACUAAUUGUUUAAAAGUAACAUUAACUUUUAAUAAUCGAAGUAAAUGGAUACUUAUUAGUGAAGUUCUAUUUGAUUCUAUACCAAUAAUUACUAAUAUUCCAUUGCUAACAACAACAAAUGUUAAUUAUUUACCACCUUUAAUUGAUAAUGGAAUAAAUCUUACUCAAUAUUGGUAUUGGUUAUUACUUGCAUCAAGUCUUUUUAUUCUAUUAAUUGUUUUAUUAAUAUUUAUUUAUUUUCAAUGGAUUCAAUCAUCUCGACAUCGACGAAAACUUCAUGAAAUGACAGCUCAUUUAAAAUUUGAUUCAAGUUAUCAACCAAUUUCAAUAAAAUUUCCAGUAAAAUCACGAAUGCAGUGUUGUUAUACUACGACAAGUGACAGUACUAAUUCGGAAAGUAAUUCAACAUGUUCUAUUUCACACAAUGAUAUUCGUCGUCAGUUAAUUAUUUCAACAGCAACUUCACCAAGUGGUGGUACAGGUACGAGUGCUUCAGAUUUUGGUACAAUUAGUACGGCAAGUCCAACAACAAUGUCAACUGCUUAUCAAUCAGUUGUUAAUCCGUAUUUAACAGCUGUUACACAAGAUGCACUUACUGUGACAUCAAAUCCGUAUGCUUCUAUUGAUGUAUAUACAAAUCCAAUAACAUUUGAUGAAACAAUUAAUAUAAAAAAACCAAUAAAAAGUAUUCAAGGUCCAUGUGGUAAUAGUAUAUAUCAAUCAUUAUCUAUAAUAAAAGAUACAAAUGUUAAAAUAAUAAUUCCACGUAUUCCUGAUGAACAAUUAAUUAUGGAAGAACGUUAUUCAACAAUGGAUGGAUGUUUUGGAACGAUUAUUCGAGGUUAUAUUUAUUUUCGUCAUCCAUGUGAUAUACUUAAACCUGUACUUAUUAAAGCUCUGACAACAAAUGAUUCUAUUCAAAAAGAAUUAUUUAAUAAAGAACAUGAAUUAAUGUAUCGUUUAAAUCAUCCAAAUAUAGUUCAAUUUUUUGGUUAUACACUUAAACAAAACUAUGCUCUUAUUGAACAUAGUAACUUAGGUGAUCUUUAUACAUUAUUGUCAACUACACAAUGUAUUCAACAUGAUCAAGUACCACUUACGUUAAAUGUUCGCCUUCUUAUGAUAACACAAUUAACAAAUGCACUUCGUUAUCUUGAAUCAGAAAAUAUUGUUCAUCGAGAUAUAGCUGCAAGAAAUUGUUUAAUUUAUCCAAAUUAUGAAAUUAAAUUAAUGAAUUCAGCUAUAACAUCAAUACAAUUUCAAUCACAUUAUUUUAAAAUAAAUGAUUAUCGUUUACCAAUACGAUGGAUGGCACCAGAAACAAUUGCAAAUAAUGAAUUUAGUAUUCAAUCAGAUGUAUGGUCAUUUGGUAUAACACUUUGGGAAAUAAUGACAAAUUGUUUAACAUUACCAUAUGCUUUAUUAAAUAAUGAACAAGUUUAUCAACGAUUAAGAUUAAUGGGAAAUAAUAUAAUGAAAUCAUCAGGUAGUUUACAAUUAUCAAAACCAGAAUAUUUAAGUAAAGAACUUGUUGAUUUAAUGCUUGAAUGUUGGCGUCCAUAUGGUGAAAGACCAACAUUUCAUGAAAUAUUUACUUUUUUUAAUAAACGACUUGACGGUAUUAAUAUUAUUUGA
Molecule: messenger RNA, 2640 nt
Organism: Rotaria sordida
Lineage: Eukaryota; Metazoa; Rotifera; Eurotatoria; Philodinida; Philodinidae
Source: the annotation of a GenBank genome assembly